Messenger RNA from Acanthosepion pharaonis, 912 nucleotides. Lineage: Eukaryota; Metazoa; Mollusca; Cephalopoda; Sepiida; Sepiidae. The record is from the annotation of a GenBank genome assembly.
AUGACAAAUUUUACUCAUACUAAUUAUAUCUAUCUCUCUAUCUAUCUAUCUAUCUAUCUAUCUAUCUAUCUAUCUAUUCGAAGCCUUUGUAAUCUAUCUAUCUAUCUAUCUAUCUAUCUAUCUAUCUAUCUAUCUUUCUCAUGUUGUCUACACUUAACUGCUGACGCAAGUUACUUCUCUUCUGCCUUUACUACGCGGCCCAGUACACCUCAGUGUUUCACUACUUUUAAACCUUCAACGCUUCAACGUUUUGGUUGCGUAACCUCUUCCUACAGCGUCGUUUUCUCUCGACAGAGCCCGCAUCGAAAAGCUACUCGCAAUGCAGCCAGCGCUGCUGCAACUUCUAUUCGACGGUCCCAGGAGAACACGGCUGAGAAAACCGCACCUAACGCAGCGAAAGCUGCGGCAACGCCCAUUCGACCCUCCCAGGAAUCCAUGUCUGAGAAAACCGCACGCCAUGCAGCCGACGCCGCUGCAACUUCAUCUGCAAGGGCGUCGGUAUGUUCCACGCAAAAGCGCACAAGGCGGCAACGCGAUGCAAUUCCAACUUCCGCUGCUAGAGCUGUACAAGGACGUACUGAAAGGCUUGAAAGUUGCAGAUUGUUAACCAGCGCCGCCAUGCACAGCGAGGACUCGGUGUUCAACACAACAGACGUGACAUUCUUAUCGAAGGGCGCGGCAGUGGGCUCCGAAGAAUCAGUGAAACGCACCGGUCCUACAAUGCACUGCGAAACCAUUGCAGGGAGCGAUGGUUAUCCACUGUACCAGCGAAAGAGUCCCGCUGAGGAAGGAUUUACAGCCGUGAGGUUACCUCACACCGUUCGUAUCUCUCUCUCUCUCUCUCUCUCUCUCUCUCUCUCUCUCCUCUCUCUCUCUCUCUCUCUCUCUCUCUCUCUCUCUCUUACUGUUUAA